AUGCUGAAAGCACGUCAGACAACACAGAAAGGCAGCGCCCGACAGUGCAGACAUCGGAAGCAAACCGACCGCAAGAAAAGACAGCAGGCAGAGAAGCAGCGCUGCACAAGACAAGCAGAGUCCUCGAACCAUGGGGCAGAACAUCUGCGCAUUCAAGAAAGAAACGUCGGCAGUGAAAAGAGACAUGAUGAGCUAAAGGAUGUGAUGACAACGAUGAAAGUCCCGAGCAAUUUGAUCCAUCUGAGGAGUGCAGAGGAUGCGACAGCCAUGCUCCGACGGAUGCGUUUCAUGAUCUCCGAAGUCGAGUUGGAGCGCUUGCCUAUGCUCGUACCAAUUGACAUAUCAGUUUAUGCCCUCCCGACAGCGCAGCUGAAGGCUUUAGAUGAAGGCAUCCUAAGAGAUCAGCGUGUUUUGCAGCUGGACAUCGACUGCGAGUCCUCCGUUCCGAUCCUCCAGGUGAGAUCAAAAGAGCUGGAGGUUCAACGCGGAAACCGUCUCAGUCUGCAAAUGCUUGGAAUAGAGCUCCAUUAUCCCCGGCAAGUGGUCUUGCAGCUGCUCUGCAGCUCCUGCACCUUCUUUGAGAACGAUUUGCAGUGGCGCGGGAUACACCAAGUAGCAGGUUCUGCACCUGUCCUGCAGAAGUACUUAGAAAGCUUGCAGCUGGAGAUCAGUUGUCCUUCGUGUGAUGCCGACCAGAUCGUUCUCAAAUCUUGGGAUCCAGAUGCCCUCGCCAGAGUUGGUGAGGAGACAACACCUGCACAGGGCAACUUGAUUGCCCAGGCGUCUACACAGGUCCUGGUCCGAACCAGCCGACUUGCCGAAGGUGAGCCCAUCCUUCGGGUCUUGAGCGCUGGCGUCCUGGCGAAAGCUGGAGAGGCCACAGAGCUGGUGGAGUACGUUUCCUUGCAAAGUGCAGAUCCCAAUGAACCUCGGGGACUGGCAGCUGUGCAGAGUGAUGUAGAAGUCCGCUUGUCCGCGCACCACGGAGUUCUGGAGAUUGAUGUUGCCAAGCUGGUCGGCGCCAGUGCUUUCCUGGCAGAUGCAAAGGGCGGAGCCUCAGCUGCUGCCAAUGCAGAUCAGGACGUGUGGGCUUCUACCGGCGUUCGGAUGAGCAUUACCGCAUUCAGCAACCCAGCCUCAGCUGACGAAUCUCGCAUGCCUUAUGUGGAUCCAUCUCGGCCAUCAGACCCAUGGAAUCGCACGCUUUUGGAUCCACAAGGCCCUUCCCGCCCAGAGCGUGUCCUUUGGAGCGGACGGAGCCUCUUGCUGCGAGGUUCUGCAAUCCAGAUGAAGCAGACGCUCAAACAGCUAAAGUACGUGCCAGAUGAGUUUGCAGCAGGGUGGGACACAGUGUUGGUGAGAAUGGGCAACCAGAUGGGCGAGAUACCCGUGUACUCGCUCCGACAAGUUGGUGGCGUCGUGCUUAAAGCCCCGCCGCUGAAAACGCUGACGGUCGGUGAGGUGCUGAGGCUAAACGUCACGGCCGAGCUGAACCACUUGGUUCAAGAUGAUGACAUGUUUAGUGCGCUAGUCACUUGUGGUCACGGUGGCUUCGCUUUAUGGUCUUUCGGCGGGCGCAUGGAGGUGCUUGGAUCCUCGUUGGAGUUCUCUGGCAAUACAACUGAGUUGAAGGCGUUCCUGGCGGAUGUGGUUUACGUACAUACGGAUGGCUUCACUGGAAUGGACCGUCUGCAGAUCUUCGUGCAGGGUGGCCCUAUACAGGCAGCGAACAGGGAAGCGCCUUCUGCGGAAUUGAGCAUUGCGGUCAUGGUGCAGCUCGUCGAGACGAUACUUCCUCCAGCAACGCUAGAGAUGCCAGGAAGAUUGAAUGUGCUUGAAGACUCCGUGACAAAGCCACACAUCAAGGUCCGUGACCUACGCCCUGUUGCACCCUCCGGUGUGGCACUGGCAUCAGCAGAGACGGCAGCGGAUACUGAGCGAACCUGCCUCAGAGCUCCUCAGCCCGACACUUGGAUAACGCAAAAUUUGUCUUCAGUCCCAUGCGACUUAUUCCUCGUCGUGGGCUCCAAUGGGACAAGUGUGGACCAGAUUUCUUGCGCUGGUUGUACACUGCGCGCUGCGCUUUGGCCAGACGAAUGCCUGACUUGGGUUACAGGACCGAUUGCUACCGUCGCUGGCCUCUCUGGCGGCUGGGCCCUUGCCCCAUGCCAGAACACAGCUCCGGAGAUCGAAAGUCAAGUGUUCGACUUCAGCACCCUGGAAGAGACAGGUGGAGGCCGCUUCUGCGUGCAGGCUCUUGGCAGCCCCGAAGGCUGCUUUGACAUCCUCACCAUGACAGUCAAUUCACAGAUCUACCGUGGCCUGCCAACGGUGACAACCCUUGUAGAAGGUGUUCUGCCUCCUGAUUGUAGUGCCAGUUGGGACGUAAUGAACCUUUCUCUGGUGGACAUCUUCGGCGAGAAUGCCAGUGAGGACCUGGCCAACUUGAGCUUACCCUUGGCGAAGGAUAGAUGCGAAGGUGCCUUGAGCUGCGAGUUCCUCUUCCAACCAGAGGAGGGGCUGGAUCCUGCACCAGGCUGCAACAAAGAGGUGGUCGUCAGCUACACUUGUCCAAAUCAUCUGACGUACGAGAGCCGAGCUCAGCUGACCGCCAACCAAACCAUGCCUGCAUCCAUGAUCAUCCAGUGCCCAGUAGUCUUUCUACCUGCGCCGGACCCUGUGGCAUUGCGUGGCUCUUUGCAGACCGGAGCCUUCUCCCUCGCGGGCGUGAGCAGCAUGUGGCGACUGCGGCAGCUAACAGCAUGCCCUGAGCAGCAUGAGCCAGUACGAUCAGCACUGCAGCUUUUGCAGAACAUGUCCUGGCCACCACCAGGUGGUACAGGCAUUGGAUUGCUGCCACAAAUUGUCCUCUACUUUAGCCGCAACGUCUUCCUCGGCCGCGGAAAGGCCUUGGUGCGAGAGGUCCAGACGCUGGCAGCGGGAGCCUAUGAUGAUCCAGAUCGGUCGCGAGAGUUCGUUAUACGGCUCACAACAAGCAACAACAGCGCCAGCUACCAGAUCACAACAGAGUUGCUGCCCUUGACCAUCUAUGAAUUGGUUUUGGAACCCGGUGCUGUGGAGGACAUUGACGGCUCGGCUUUUGCAGGCAUCCGAGCUGAGUCCUACACUUUCACCACUGGCUUGGGGCCGCUGCAGCCUUCUGGCUGGCGGGUCGUGGCAGAAGAGGGCCGUCCACCUGGAGAGAACACGUCGCUGAGCCCCCGGAAGCGUGAUAUGCAGAAAUAUGCGGAGGUCUUUGUGGGCCUUUUGUUUCUUUGUCGGAAGUUGGUCCUACCCGCCUUCUCACUUCUCAUCUCCAUGAGGACUGGGGCCGCUGGAUGGCGUGUCGCUGAGCUGGAAGUCUUUGCCGACCUUCGCUGCCGCGGGCCUCGGCUCCGUGGAACACCGGCCUCCAGUUUGUCGAAUGCCUGGAAUGCGUCGAGGAUGACCUCACCGCAGUUUGAUCCGAUGAACACGACUGAUGAGUGGUUAAAUGGAGUUCCAGACAGUGCGGCGCCGCUGGCAUUUGACGAGGCAAUGGUUUUGCGGGGUCUGACGUCUUCGGAGAUGCGAACUUUCAAGAUGUGGUUGCCACAAGACGACCAGCUUGCGCCUGUUCUUUUGGAGAUAGCGCCGGCCUCAGACGGCGUGCAGAGCGACUCUGUGCUCCUGCGCUUCAGCGAGGACAUACUUGCCGGAAAUGGUUCCGUCCGAGUGUCUCCAAUGGAUGGUCCUGCUGUAUCCUUCGACGUCAUGGGUCCAGAGAUCUCGAUGGAUGGAAACAUCUUGCGGGUGCAGCCCGGUGGAAAGCUUGUACUCUCCAUGCCACCGGGAUCAGUCUACGACGUGGCUGGCAACAGUUUCGCUGGAAUCCAGCACUAUGAGUUUAUGAAUGAAGAGCUGGAGCCAAUGCGUGAGUUGAAUGCCAGCGCCAUGGGCACUCCAUCAUUUGCCACGCUGGUGAAUGGAGACAAGACGUCGCAGUUUUGCGUCAUGGGUGCACCAGUGGCCCUUGCCGAGUUUGCAGAUAGCCUGCGCUAUUCAUCGGCUCCCAAUUGGUAUGGGAACGAGCCUAUGCGCAUCACAAUUGCUGCGGCGGAGGACUCUCGAGUGAUACAUGCGGCAGCUGAAAGCUGGAUCUUAGUUCAAUCAUCGAAUGACCGCCCUUUCAUUACUGCCAAUGACGUGUCCUUCCAGGUGCAGGUUGGGAGGAGUGUCGCGAUCACGGGUAUCACUAUUACGGAUCCGGAUGCUGGGGACCAAACGAGAUGGAUGACGUUGCUGGUGGCUGCCUCCACUGGACGCUUGUACCUGGAUCCAUCCUUCCUUAUGGCGCCAAACGGUACGUUGGAGCCACUCAAGGGACGCCUGGAUGGUGACUUUGCCCUCCGCGUGCAGGGAAGCGGCCCUGAUCUGCAGGCCUUCGUUGAUGCGUUGCGUUUCAGCAUCGAGGCACCAGCAAAGCCAUAUCUGGAACCACUCCCUCUUGACCAACCGCGGACCGAGGCCAUCGUCUCCUACAUCCUGUCCGACACCAUCGGACCUCAAGCCGUCGCGAUGCGACGGCAUCAGGUUGCAGGAAAGGUCGUCAACCCGGAAACUUCAGCGCCUCUCGAAGGAGUAGACGUUGUUCUUAUCGCAAGGGACACCUGGCAUGACUAUGAAGGGUAUGAUGUUCCUCUUGGAUGUGAUGUCGAACUUACCGGACUCAGUGUGGCUGAUUGCAAGCUCCAUGCUGUUGCCAACAGCUACAUUGCCUUCAGCUACGGCCUAUACCACGCAGGUGGCUCACAGGCAUGCUGUUUCAAGACCGCUGAUGCGGAGACUAUUUUGACAAACUUAGUGCUCGAGACAAGCGUCAAUGUGUAUGUUUUUCAGCCUGGGGGCUACUCCGUGCACACGCAGACAACUGCAUUGGGGGUUUAUGCGGCCGUCAUGCCAACUGCCCCAGCAGAUAUCUACUUUGCCAAGACCCUCCAUGCCACGCGGUCUUUGAGUGUGGAUGUAACGGACAACAUCCAGGUGGGUGGCCUUGCAGAUAUCUACCUGCAGGCCCUCGCAGUUGUGACCAUUUGGCGUUUUGAGGUGGACUGGACAUCCACCACGCCGGUGGAUCUCGACGCGCAUGCCUUUGAUGCUUGGGACUGUCACACCUACUUUGCCAACAAGCAGUGCCAACACGAUGGGAGUCAUGGAUUGACGGUGACCUUGAACCGAGACAAUCGGGAUGUCCAACAUGGCAGGGAGGUGAUCACAGUCCAUCAAUGGCCCUGUGAUUCAGACCAAGCGACCGUCGGAGGUUACAGGGACAUCUGGAGUUGCUUGGCCCAUUUCUGGGUUCAGAUCUUCUCGGACCACGGCUUCAGAGAUGUCCAGGGCACCGUGAGCAUCUUCCGGGGUGGAGUGCUGGUUCAAGAGCUGCAGCUCCCCGCGGCUAACCAGCCAAACAGCUUUUGGAUUGGCUUCGUGUUGGAUUGGAGCAGCAGUACGAUUCAGUCCUUUGUCAACCAAGCAGGGACAGCAGACAUCGUCGAGAGCUUCAUAGGUGGAAUCUAUGAGUUGCCUCCAGCACGCGAAGUGCGACGAUUGGGGAUGCGGCAGAAUGUUUCUGCAGUGAGGCAGGGCCUGAACGUCCUUUGGCGCGAGCGGUUCUGGCAGGAUCUGCUGGCCGAAAAGGAAUCCUUGGAUGACUCUGCAGCCCAGAUGCCGCCCAGGCAUUGGCUUGAACAAAGGAGGCUAGCGAGCCAAGAUGAAGCGACACUCGCUGAAGCCGAGCAUGAGGACGAGGACCACGAGGACCAGGCAGACUCUCCUGGCCGUCGGCUCGGUGUCAUUGGCGACUGUGGGGAUGGCGUAAUCACGAGUGAUGAGGAGUGUGAUGACGGAAACAGCAAUGACACCGAUGGGUGUACAAACUGCACCGUGGAUAAUGGCUACUACUGCAGAGGCGAGCCCUCGGCUUGUGCCCCGCACAACUGUUCAGACGGUGCCAUCACCAGCGACGAGGCGUGCGAUGAUGGCAACAUAGAUGAUUUCGAUGGCUGCAACGCCAACUGUCAAGUUGAGACAGGGUACUACUGCUCUGGCGAGCCUUCGGUCUGCAUCACCAGAUGCGGAGAUGGCAGACGAAUCAUCCCUCAUGAGCAGUGCGAUGAUGAGAACUCUAGGUCUGGUGAUGGUUGCAGUGCCACGUGCCAGAUAGAAGCAGGCUACGUUUGUGAAGGAGGAACUGAGAUGAUCCGGGAUCAUUGCUACCCGAAAUGUGGCGACGGCGUCCGUGUUCCACGCGAAAGCUGCGAUGAUGGGAACACACAGGAUGGCGAUGGCUGCUCCUCAAGAUGCCAAAUCGAGAUGGGAUAUGCUUGCCAUGGUGGCAACACGACCCACGUAGACACCUGCGGGCUCACAGUCUGCGGCGAUGGAGUGGUCGAGGGAGCGGAGGAGUGCGACGACUUCAACGACUACGGAGGGGACGGCUGCUCUGCAGUGUGCCUCCGGGAGAUCAAAGAAGUGGCCUCCUGGUCGCAGACGGAGGUCAUGGUCACUAUCCGUCCGCUUGGCCAACUCUGCAGGAUUUUCAAUGCAGGGCGGCACCAGACGUUCGAAGACACGACCUACCACCUCCAGAACACCAUCCUAACAGGUGAUGUCUCGGAUCCAGAAUCUGUGCGGAUUCACAUAGAGGUCCUCAAUGGCUCGCUUGCGAUUCGGCCUUUGAUCGAGCUGUAUCUUGCGAGAGGGCGAAACGAUUCGGUCUGGGAAGCAAUUGUUCAACGGGAGACUGGCGUCCGCUUCUACCCGUAUGCCGACAACAUGAAGGACACGAUGAUUUCUGGCACUUUCUUCGAGGUGGACCGCUUCUUGCGCCAUUACAUGUACAUUGCUCCAGAUCCAGACUUUUCUGGAUAUGUGCAGGUGCUCUUUACGAUGGCGUCUGGCAUGGUUCUGAACCAUGGCGCAGAGGAGUGCAAGUACAGCACCGUGGUUCAAGUCGUGGCUGUCUACGAUGAUCCAGCUUCCGUGGUCGUGUCAGAGGAGGUCUUAGCCAACGGCUUCCACUGCCUCGCUGGCUCACCUUCCUGCCCCUUGUGGGGGAUAUCUUUGUACGAUCCAGACUGUGAGAUGGCUGUAGACGGCUCUUGCUACCUGAGACUGGAGCUCAAUGUCACCGUUGGCCAAUUGUCUCUUCCUGGACAUCCAGACGGCUGGCAGGAAGUCUUUCCCGGCAUGAUGGGCCACGCUGCUGGCCUGAAUGCUGCCUUGGACCGGCUGGUCUUCUUUCCGCCUUCACUCCCGCCACCGCAGGACGCCAUCUUCCACGUGACGGUCAAUCGUGUGAUAGAGCGUACCAUUGCGACUCCGCCCAGCUUGACUCCUGCUUCGACAUCCUUGGCACUCACGAUCAAGAUUCAGCCGGCAGACACGCCACCAACAGUGGGCUUGGCUUCAGGCCAGCCCUUCCACGGAGCGUUGUUUGUUAUUGAGGGUGACAAGCCUUACCAUUUCACCAACUUGGUAUUUCAGCCGCCGGGCGCCAGCUCGACCACCUGCAUUGUGGAGCUGCAGGUUUCCCGAGGCUUCUUAUUGAUCGAGGACACUGAGGGCAUUUGGUUUACGGAUGGCACCAACAAUGGGGAAUCCCGGCUCCGCUUUUUUGGCGACAGCGUGGACAUCCGCGACCGGGCAAUGGCGCAUGUGCGCUAUGCCUGGGAUGACAACGACUGCUCCAACCUGGAGCAAUUCAACAUCAGCGUAGACAGUGGAGUUCAUCAGGCCUUGACGUUGGUCUCCAUGCUGGCCUUGCCAAGCUGCCAAGGCUACAGCGUGGAAUGGCUUGGCGGAGCGUUGACUUUGGAAGAGGACUCCGAAGUCUCCAUUGGGCAUCUGGCUGUCAGCACCAAGGACGUGCACUUGUUCCUUGUCGUUGAUGUGAAGCACCCUCCAGAUGUAGCAGGAGGUGACUGCAAAGUUCUUCGCUGGCCUGAGGCGGUGAGCACUUUCGUGCCCGGGCGCGAGUGCCACUUGGAUGGUCUCAUUGGCGACCUAAGCGAGACUCUGCAGCACAUCGUCUACAAGCCGCCACCAAACUUCGUCGGGCAUGUGCAGCUGCAGUUCGUCAUCUACCGGACAGAGGUGAAGGAUGAAAUUGUGGGAGUGGAGACCUCACGCGGGACGCCAAUUACAAUCCCCAUCGACGUGGAGGUUACUGGCGUCAACGAUGCCCCAAUGUUAGAGCUGUACCUGGACUCGUACACGUUCGAUGAGGACACCGAGGAUUACAUGUCUUUGGCCCCGCUCUUUGUGAGCGAUUUGGAUGCGGGUCAGCAUCUGAUGAGCUUCAAGUUUGAGCUGGUGUCCGGCCAUGUGUGGAACAGGCUGAUGAUGUGCAAUCUGGUUGGGGUGGAGAUCGAGGAGCCAUGGGAGAGCAUGCUGGACGAAGCUGGAUGUCUGGAUGCAGGGACCCAUCUUAUCCACUUCAACACGACGGUGGAAAAUUUCAAUAGCAUGCAAUCCGGGCCCGGACGGUUGCAGUUCAAGCCGGCGCCAGAUUGGCAUGGCUCCGCUAUGAUCAACAUCACGGUGGAUGACAAGGGCAGUGGGCAUGGCGAGCAUCAUCGCCUCACUGUGCAACGAUCACUCUACAUCAUCGUGGAACCUACGAUCGACAAGCCCCAGCUGUCCAUCCUCUGUCCAGAUGCGUUGCCUUUCGUCGGCUAUGGCAGGACAUGCCUCGAAGUUCGAGAAUGUUUCGCUUUGAAUGCAAGUCUGGAUACUCACGACUCGGGCCUCAGUUUCUGGAUGCUUAUUGAAGCCAGCGACCCUGGUGUGGGGAUUUCGCUGGAAGAUCGAGCGCCGGUCCAGGUGUGGCGAGAGGGCACUUCAAGUGUCCAAGUCAGCGGUCUCUACCACAAUGUCCAGCAGGCGCUUCGCGCCAUGAUCUUCCGACCACCAGUUCACCUCUUUGCUGCCCCAGAUGAUCCGGAUGUUUUUCAGUUCGAUGUCUCGAUCACAGCAUUCGCCAUUGGCGAGAGGUUCAACGAGCCUUUGCCUUUGGACCCGGGGUUGAUGGAGACACGACCUGGCUUCUAUCGAGGGAAGUCAUAUCCCAGUGACCGUAUUUCUUUCCCAGUCAUCGUGCGGCGCGUCAACCGGGCACCCAGCAUAUUCGUGGACGUGGACCAUUUCGCCGUCACACAAAUGCAGGACGAUGUAAACCUGUACGGCGUGACAGUGGCAGAUCCCGAUGCGCGGUUGCAUGACCCGAUGGAAGUGGUCGUCUCGGUUGAGUCUGACUCAGGGGGAGGCGCUGUGGCUUUUGCGGGCAUGCAAGGCACAUACUUGCAGACGCGCAUGACCCUGGCUGACCUGAACGUGGCAUUGCAGGAUCUCUUCUUCAUAUUUCGGGACGCAAACUGGUUUGGUACCACGGGAGUGUCAAUUUCUGUGUCUGACCUGGGCAACAGAGGUUGGAAUGUCAACCGCUACAGUGACAUGUACCACCAAGACAUUGCCCCGCAAUCUGUGGCACUCAAGGGGGGAACGUUGACUAUCGUGCCGGAUGAUGCGUUGUGGUAUCACAGCCUAUACUCGCAGGAUUUUACAUGGGAGAUCUACGGCAAAGUGAUGGCCGUUGCCAGCAGGGUGCAAUCCACAACAUUUGGGACGACACCUCCCCCUCCAAUAUUCCAACCAUACGACCUGGAGUCUGCACACGAUGGCUUACUGUUCAGGAACGAUUUCCUGGGUGACAAUGUUUCGUCUGGUGUGGAUGAUCCCUUUUGGGGUGAGGAGAAUGAGACCGACAAGCCACUCUGCUCGCUUAGCAUAGGCAGUGAUGGUCGGUUGAAGUUUGCCCUCCUGUCGGAGGAUGGAAGGCUGCAGGGAAGCGGAACGACGGUGUUUGAGGAAGGUACUUGGUACCAUGUCGCGCUCGUGGUACGCCGUAGGAGCCGCGACGUCGAAAUCUCGCCAGCAGAGUCAGAAGCAGACACGACUCAGGGUGAGGUGGCCUUGUACGUGGACAAGAAGCUGGACGCAGCAUUCCCAUGGCGAGCUCCGCAGCGGUACAUCGGACCAGCCCGUGGGAGCGUGCUGCAAGUGUCAGUUGGGCAGUCUGGUGGGCUGGCACUGUCACGUGCAAGGCUGUGGGCAAGGGCUUUGGAGCCUGGAGACCUUGCUCGAUGUGAGGAGCCGUUGGGAUCGGCAGCGGGUGGGCCUGAAGGAUUGGGUGAUGCUCGGCCCCGUGAAACACAUCCUCCCUUCCCGAACUUAGUUGGGAUUGCGGCACCUGAUGCUCCCGCACUGAGUUUUAGUUUUGGUGGCUCUUUGGCGGAAACUGCGCGUCGUGCCCGCAUCAUGUCAACCGGCAGCUGGUCCUUUGUUGUCGACACUCCUCCGCAAUGCCUGGGCUUGACAGAGGUUCCGUAUGACAACUUCUUCGAGUACUGUGUUGCGUAUGACCACGAUCUUGUAGGGAUGCUCGAAGAGGGUGGCGACAGACAGCCCUACAUGUGGCAUUCGCCUCAGGCAUACGAAACGAGAGACAUGGACUCGUACGCCUCCGCAAGUGUGAGGAGCGUGGAAGGUGGCGAGUUGAUGACUUCAACCUUCCUGGCUGUCCAUCGCAGCUUUGUGAACGAGCCGCCUCGGAUCGUUAUGUUGGAGCCCAGGAGUGGUUUGUUGAACGUUUAUGAGGACCACGCUAGUUUCAUGUCGUUCUUAGUCAAGCACAAAGCAGCUGAAAACCUGGUGGAUCGGGAUUUGACUGUAUUCCUGUCCACGUCACAUGGGAGAAUGCGCACGAUUUCCUCAGCGGCGAUGCCAAUGUCGUCUUUGGACGGAAAGCGGAUCGAAUUCACUGCCAAGCUGCAUGAGCUCAAUGCUUUCCUUUCCCAGCUGCAGUACCUCCCAGAUCCGAACUACAACGGUCCCGAUCUGAUGGACAUGCUGGUUACAGACGGCGAGUAUUCUGCGAACACCAGCGUCCCAAUCGAGAUCGAGACCAUGAGCGACCCGCUCACAAUAGUGUGCCCGCCCGCAGUGGACAUGUUUGAAGGUCAGGCUGGAGUUCCUAUCGGCACCAACAUCUCCAUACGUGAUCAUGAGCCUAUCCCUGGUUUUGAUGAUGAGUUGAGCAGAGUGACCGUCGAGAUUUUCGCAGGCGACGGUGGCCUUGACCUGCUCCCAGAUAUGGUCCCCAAUCUCGCUGCAGAUCUCCGUGACGAGCUCCAUGAAGUGGGCAACGGCACCUACGACGGCUCCAACCGCUCGAUGCCAGGUUUGCCGGUUCUGGCCUUCAAUACGACCCUCGCUGGCUUCCGUGCAGCGCUCCGCGCGCUGGUUUUCACUCCUUUCCCGGAGUUGUAUCACGGAGUUGUGCAUUUGGAAGUGCGUGUAGUCGCUGUGGAGACGGAAGAAGAGGCAAGGUGUGAGAUUGGCCUGAUAGUUCACCCGGUGAACUCAGCGCCAGUGAUUGCCGUGGACGAGACUCGGCUGCUGUCUGCCACAAAUGGCGGUUUUGUGAAGCCGCAUAAAGACAUCCACCUACAUGGAGUCAUUCGCUUGUCCGAUCCGGAUGAGGAGAACUUUUCAGGUGGCUGGUUUGUUGAGCGUGUCCACUCUGCCCGGCUGAAGCUGCGCGCUUCCUGCGGAACACUUUCAUUCCUCAUGGCCGGGCCACAGGACUAUGUCUUUGGUGUACAGAAUGGCUCCAUUGCCGGUACAGAGGGGAUCACAUUCCACAGCGGAGAUGGGGCCCACGACACGGACAUGGAUGUGACUUCCACGCUGAGAAACCUCAAUCUCCAGCUAAGCCGGCUGUUCUAUCACUCUGGCGGGGACUGCCGUGGUGAGAACAUCACGAUCUCUGUAGAGCUCAAUGACCUCGGUAACUACGGAGCCUACAUGGAUGAGAUGGGCAAUUACGGGCAUCCUCACCCCAUCGUGGUGACAAACGAGGUUUACUUCGAAGUGUUGGAGUUCUAG
Symbiodinium natans is the source of this 11985-nucleotide messenger RNA. The record is from the annotation of a GenBank genome assembly. Lineage: Eukaryota; Dinophyceae; Suessiales; Symbiodiniaceae.